GAUAAUUUGAGAUGUAAUAAUGCAAUGUCGAUGUUUCCAGUCUUGGGGAUGAAUGUAGAACAAAAGGAAGAAACUUAUAGAAAGAAAAAAAAUGAUUAUGUGUUCGGCGUUCUUUCAAGUAUUAUCUUUGUUAACACUAUUAAACAUCGGUGUUUCUAUAGAAGAUCCAUGUGACAGAAGUUCUCAUGUCCUCUUUCCACAGAAUAACUUUGGCGCCAGAAACGAAAAAUGCCAAUCAAACGGAGAAUCGACAUGUGAUAUGUAUUUUAAAUCUAACUGGUACAUUGUUAAAAACGCUACAGUUCUCAACCAUUGUCCAAAAUUGGGUUACUGCGGGGUUACAUAUCCGGCAUGGGUAAACGGUACUUUCCCAACUCGUGAAGAUGGAAUUGUCAACCGUACUGCAUGUAUUAAGUUUGGAAGUAUAUGCUGCAACGAAAGCAAGACAAUACAGAUAAAAAACUGCUCAACAUUUCUCGUGUAUUACUUUGUUCCUCUCACAACAUGUCCUAUGGCAUAUUGCUUUGAAUCUGAUUUACCUUGCGAACCGCCAACGACAACACCCGUACCAGGUGUUUCAGGGGUAUCUAAAACUACAACGUUACAGUCAACAGAUGGUAACAAAGACAGAUUUACAACAACUGCAAAUGUCUCAGGACACACCGGAGAGAUUCUACCUGAAAGAAAAUCAAACUCAAAGGAAAUUGUAAUUGGUGUAAGCGUCGGGUUGGUAGGACUCCUACUCUGUGUCGGUAUUGUCAUCAUUGUGUUCAUGGUCAUGACGGGAAAAUUCAAAGCAAAUAGAUCCGCACCAAGUUUGUCAGUGAAGCAACAACAAGGAGAACACAUUCAUGACUAUAUAAAUUCUCCGCCACCUUAUCACCUGCCACAAAAAAAGCUUGAGAUGGGAAUCUAAUCAUAUUGCCAUUAUAAAAAAAUAACCCGUUUGUUUGGAAAAUGAUGUGUUAACAAAUUGUAUAAACUUUUGUAUGGCUUCUGAUAUUGGAAUUAAGCAACGUGGCAAUUUUGUAUAUAUUUUAUGGAGUAUAAACAGUUUACUUAAAAUAGGUUGUAGCAUUAUUUGACAUUUUUUUAAAUAUUCAUGUUUAAAAGUAAAUUAAAAAAACGCCGGAACAUUCCAUGUGUAUUGCUGUUUACUUCAUAAAAUUACAAGAGUUAACUUAGGCCUAAAAGCUGCACGUGUACCCGCUUUAUUCAUCUUUUUAUUGUUAAAUAACUAACAGAAUUAUGACCGAUGAAUCAGUCAAAUUUGAGAUGUUCUUUUCAGAAUAAUUUUUGUGCUCACAAACUCCUUACAAACCACUCAUAAAAGCAAAUAAAAAAACCGAAAAAAAAUGACUUCGUCAGGUUAUAUGGCCUUACAUAAACAAUUGUUGAUAUACUAUAUAAUUUGAGCCGCCGAGUCGUGACAAAAAUUCUAUUGGAAACAAUCGUUUAUGAUAUAAUGCGGCUAUAUCACCUGUCAAAUUCUCUGCGACUAUUUUAUGAUAAGCAAGCUUACUUUACAAAUUGAGAGCAGCCAUUAGAGCGUUAGUACGAUCAUAUAAAAGACAUGAUUAUCCAAUGAAAAGCGACGUGAAAAAAGUGCAGGAAUUUGAAUACGGGAAUUAGAAAUUCACUCUUAGUAGUAAUUCUGAUAAAUUGUUAUUUGUGAUACACAUUACCCUUUUAGCAUUCAUUUACGUCUUUCUCAACUUUAAUUAUUAUACAUUACGGAUUGGUCAAUGAAAACCACUUUGAAAAUCUCGGCUAUUAUCAAUUAUAACCUGGAACUUAACACGAUGAGAAGUAGUUCUACAGAGGGUGUUAUCUUUGAUAAUGUAUAACGAAUAUAUAUAUUUAACAUCAAAGGGAAAAUAAAGUCCAUUUCGGUAAAACUAUGACUAAAAAUAUGUCAGGCAAUCAUUUUCAAUUUAAAAACGCUCAAUGACAAAUCCGAUUUGAUACCAACCGGUACACAUUUUGUACGUUCGAUUUCUACAACCAUAAUAAUAAGUUUUUAAUUAAUGUACUGUUACUUUAAUAUCUACGAAUGUGUGUGUUUACUGGAUAUAUUUAAUUCAACUUAGUCAACAGUCCCAUCAUUAAAUUACUAUUUGUUUACAGGUUUAGUCACUUAACCUACUAGAUCGUAUACCGUAUCCAUUCUUUGUAUUCAUACUAAUGUUGUUCUGAAGUCUGACGAAAAGGACCGAAAAGUUGCGAUUGUCAUAUUUCCAUCCCCGGGUUGAAUGUGAGGAAUAAUGGGGGCCUGGCUUUUACCUUUCUUUUUGGCACUAAACUUGGUAAAAAAAUGGAAAAUUGGUAAAAGAAAUGAUAAAGAUAAUGAAAAUAGUAUUCACC
This is a messenger RNA of Ruditapes philippinarum (Manila clam), 2364 nucleotides long. RefSeq names its product oncoprotein-induced transcript 3 protein-like. The transcript has 8 exons. The record is from RefSeq and is a predicted model, not a curated record. NCBI's taxonomy places the organism in Eukaryota, Metazoa, Mollusca, Bivalvia, Venerida, Veneridae. The coding region runs from base 92 to 916 and encodes 274 amino acids.